Echinostoma caproni is the source of this 568-nucleotide messenger RNA. The record is from the annotation of a GenBank genome assembly. NCBI's taxonomy places the organism in Eukaryota, Metazoa, Platyhelminthes, Trematoda, Plagiorchiida, Echinostomatidae.
GUACAAUCAGCUGGGUCGUAUCUCUUGCAUUGUUUGCGGUAUUCAGAUCAAAUCGGAGCAUGCGUGGAACGCGCAUAUCAUAAGCAAAACACACAAACAAAACGAAGCGCGAGAGGCUCAAGUUGCCCUAAAGCGAUCAAUGGAGGAUGCACCUGUCCAACUUUCUGUUCUGACAAAACGAUCGAAACCCGAUGGGGACAAAAUUGUUCCGCUAGCUGGACGCGAGAUCUCCAUUAGUCAGACACAGAUCACAAGCCAGACGACAUUACCAUCAGCAUCAUCAUCACCACCACCAACUGCUGCAAAAAUACCAACAGACACGGCCGCUCUGGGCGAGAAAAAUCCGACUGAAAAAACCCGAGAUGACUUAUCUGGAUCUAAACUACCAGAAGGCUUUUUUGAUGAUCGAUACAAAGAUGCCAAGGUUCGAAAUGUCCCCUACAGGGACAAACUAAUCGAAGAAAUGGAAGUGUUCCAGAAAGAAAUGAUUUCACUUGAAAAGGUAAUGUGGCCGUUUUUAUCUGCCGGGACAGAUUGCUGCACGCGCGCGCGCACACACACACAGUGA